This is a messenger RNA of Mycena citricolor, 1551 nucleotides long. The record is from the annotation of a GenBank genome assembly. Lineage: Eukaryota; Fungi; Basidiomycota; Agaricomycetes; Agaricales; Mycenaceae.
UGAACAUGGGCCUAUGAACAUGGAAUUGCCGAGUGAUCUGCACCAGAUUUUUGUCUCGCUACAGGUACUGGGCAACUUGCUGAACCGGGCGCGUCGCGGGAAGAAUCGGUUGUCUCGGGAUGAUCUCCGGGUAUUCCCGGGAUCAUCGGGAUGGGCCGGCAGUCCGCUGAGUCCAGCGAGUCCGCAGCUGUCCAUCAGCCCAACUACAUGCUCCCCGUCUACACGAGUCACCCAUCAACGCCACAGGCAGCGGUUCUAUCCCUUGCUCAAGCGGUCGAGAGCCUAUCUACUGGGACGCCUCGGGUCAUCGACGACAUGGUGCGACGUGCGUGGUGACACCUCACUCCGAGCGGCUUUCCUGGUGUUCCGGGAUCUCUCUGCGAUAGACUGCUUGGUCGACCCUUCUUCGGCUAUUGGCCCCUCACAUCCCACUCUCAUGUCCCUCUCCGGACCUCAAUGUUUGUCACGCGCUGGGCUCCGCGUGACCCCGUCGUUGAGCUCUGUACGACGCAGUCUCCUCUCACGUGGACCUCUUUCCAGGCUGGCACUAACUCUGCCGACGUCAGCUGCCCCAAACUCUAUAGCCAGAAUAUCGGCUACCAUGGUCCGUGCUGGCAGAAUGGCUGAUGUGGGGUUGUCCUGUCCUUCAUUUCGCACUGCAAUUCGCUUGGGGCCGCUCAAAGCUCGCGGCUUUGAAACCCUGAACAAGUCGAUAACCUCCUCACCCUUUUGCUGCAGCUUCGACCGACAGCCGCGGCACACUAUCACUGGUAUCAUCUCGGGUGCAUUCUUGGCUUGUCCCCAGCACGCCCAGUGUCAGGGCUGGACCGCCUAUUGGCUGCAGUACGUGCUCUAUAGCAUCCGCUUGUUUGUCCCUCCGCCAGCGUGUCCACGAGCAAUCGCGAUUCCAGUCAGUCGUGCCACUGAUCCACGCCUCGGCGCGCGCGGGCAACUGGGAUCUGCCCGGUGUCUUUCAGACCGUUUCGGCUACUUACCCACGGACGGCCUGCCACGGUGGACAUUCUGUUAUCGUCGCAGAAAAGAAGCCGAUUUGCAGAUGCGCGGAGGGUGGACCGCAGACUGCGAGGAUUGUCCCCGAUUUCUGCGGCUGCCGCAGGAAUCGAAGCGAGAAAUAGACUCUCAGCUUUCAACAAUGUGUGCUGAUAAGACUCUGCGGUGACGUACCGGCAUAACUAAAGCAUUCCGUUGUGAUUGCACGUACCUUACAAAACACUACGUAUUAGCCUUUGGUGAUGCACCCAUUUCCGAUAUCUAGGCGACGGAACUUGUUGAUGCUCGGCUUGCCCGUGCUUGCUCGAAUCCGAUGUGAGUCAGUGCGCGUCGCGCUACAGUCCAACUAUUUGGAGGAGAGAUAUCGGUGUCUUCAUGAGCAAAUGACAUUGACAUUGGGAUUUUGAAGCGUUUCUUGCGGGCGCAGGGAACGUAAAGAAAGCCGCCAAGCGACGCUUGGACAGUGUGCUGAGAACGACUCUCAUCGAAUCGCAGAUCAAAUGCAUGGAUCUGCGACUGCUAGAGUGCAUUAUAUAAGGA